CAAGAGUCGACAUUAUGUUGGAGCGUGGGUAUUUCAAACUAAAUGUGAUAUUGAUUUGAGGAAGCAGCGCACUACAGAUGCUUUCUUUUCUUUCGUGUGCGCACAUGGUCGCACAUGUCUCCGCAGCCUCAGUGCCCAACUUCGCCGUGGCCACGGCCUCCGGGUGUUUGCCAAAACCGAUUUGUCUGCCAUGGCUCCGUUUGUGGCUUUGCUGUCUUCGCUGCUGGUGACGGUGCUCGCCAUGCGCUCGACCCAGCAGAAAGAGAGUCUGGGAGAAGUGGCUUCUGCUCGCACGAAGUCUGCCAAGGAGCCGAGCUUCUGCUCGCCGAGAAAGCGAGGUGGAGGCCGACGAGGGCGAAGCCGCUCCGAUGCCUUCGGCGCUGGGGCCGCUGCGCUUGAUGUCCGCCGCCGAGGACCUGCCGCUGAUUGGACGGGUGAUUCGCUGGGCCAACGUGACGGAGGACUUGAGGAGCACCUUCUCGUGGCGCAAAGAUCAGCCGUUGCCCCCCGGUCACCAGAAGCUGAUCCACCCGGUGGGUUCGGUGGCGAAGAUCCAUUUGGAGUGGGACCACGCGAUGAUGAGCAGCCUCGGCUUCACAGGGGUCUUCGCGAAGGACCAGGAGCAAGCCUUGAUCCGCAUUGGCCCUGCGGGUGCCUUGAAGAAGACGGGCAUGGCGCCUGGAGUUUCGGUGAAGGUCUUCCGCGACUUCAAGGAAAGUGUGAACACGCUGAUGCUCUACUCCUUGCGAGGUCAGGAUGGCUUCAGCCACUUUGAACACACUCUUUGCAACAAGCUCUCGGACUUCAGGGACAAGAGCUUUGCAGAGAACUUGCUGCUGAAAUCCUUCAAGAAGGCCUCCGCGUACCCCUUCACCACGGGCUUGAGCCAGUGGGCGGAGCAAGAUCAUACCUCGCCCAAGUUUCCCUUCGUGAUUUGCUUCAGGCCCAUGGACCAUGUGAGAGCCUAUUUCGAGCGCUUUAAGGAUGAGCCCUUUGAGCACAUCCAGGAGCAGUUGCAGCACCUCUCCGCGGGGAAGAAGAUCUACGAGAUCUACGUGGGCGCCGGUCCCCGCACGCAGCUGAAGCCCGUGGGCCACGUGAGCCUCGUGUCGGAGUUCCACAAGACCAAGUUCGGCGAUCAGAAGCUCUUCUUCCGCCACGACUGGUUCGAAGAGGAUUUGGAGUGGAUGCCUGCGUGGAAGGACUGGGUGGAUGCUGAAGAGUUCUGGUAUGAGGAAGGGGCCAACAACUUCUACAGCAGCAUCGAUCCUUCCGAGCAGAAGGAGGUUGGAAACCAAAACGCCUGGGUCGGUGGCUACAACCCCUCUUCAGGCAGUGAGAUCGUGGAGAACUUGAAGACCUACUUGCCCUUCUUGCCCUGGUCCUGGGUCUCCUGGAUGCAGCGCACCGAAGCCGCUGGCAGCAGCGCCAGCACCGGCGCCGGGCUCCAUGAGACGAGCGGCCAGGCGAGCGCUCAGCGCCAUGUGGAAGCCUCCGGCUGUCCCUUCGCAUAUUUGCACCAAGGAGACAGCAGCUUCAUUCACGCCCUCCUCAAGUGACACCAGCAGAGGAGGGGCUGAACAGGCUCCUUUUGGGACCUUCAGGAGUAUUCAGGGAGCAACGGCUCACCUGCUGCGCUCCAAACAGGCGGACGCAAGGAGAAGCGGCUCGUGCGGGUGGGAUGCUUGAACGGGUUUGACCUCCUCCCCCGAGGGAUUCUGGUCCCAAACAAGGGGCUCCCCGGAUCCCGAGCAGGGAUCGACGAUGGGCGUGUGUUACUGCUCUUCCCGGAAGGCUGAAGCGAGAAGUCCUGGCAUGUUGGGGCAUGGAACACCACCGAAACAUGGGGGUGAGAAGUGAGAAGUGACAUGUGCUUCUGGUGUGCAAAUCGGUCACCGCCCAAGUCAUUUUGGCUUACAUCCCCUCAGUGCAGAAGCUGGAGCUCGUCCUUGGCCUGCCAACAAGAGGUUCACAGGUUGAGCGGAUUUCGUAGUCCCAAAUCCUUGGUACAACAAGUAAAGACUAUUUGUAGUGUAGUCGGGUUGAGGAAGUAGAUGACACAACCUCCCCCCAAGUUCGGGUGGGACCCCAUUGGUCUAGGACCUCCCUUGGGGUGCCGUGCGAUCAAACCGCCUCCGUCGUGUUUCGACUGCACCGCAG
Molecule: messenger RNA, 2160 nt
Organism: Durusdinium trenchii
Lineage: Eukaryota; Dinophyceae; Suessiales; Symbiodiniaceae
Source: the annotation of a GenBank genome assembly